AUGAAGAGAGGAUUCCAGGAGCAGAGCGAUUCUGUCCCUUCAGGAGAGGGUCAUGUUGGGAGUGUUCAUAACAGAGAAUAUCAGCAGCUCCAGGCUUUCAUAUUCGCCAUUGAUGAAAUUAACAGGAAUCCGGAGAUUCUGCCCAAUGUUACUCUGGGAUAUCACGUGUAUGACUCUUGUGGAUAUAUCAUGAAAGUUAUGCAAGAUGUUCUACACAUACUGUCUGGGCCCAAGCUGACAGCUCCUAACUAUAACUGCAUGGAACACGGUACAUUAGCCGGCUUUAUUGGAGACCUCCAGUCUGUCACUACACUUCCAAUGGCACAGUUAUUGAAUUUCUAUGGAUAUACACAGAUGCCACAUGGUUUGUGUUCUGCAAUCUGUCUGCCAGGAUCCAGAAAAUCACUUAGAGAAGGAUAUCCAAUAUGCUGCUAUGACUGUAUUCCGUGUUCAGAAGGGGAGAUAUCCAAUGCAACAGAUAGUGAAGAUUGCCAUAAAUGUCCUGAUGAUGAAUGGCCCAAUGAAAGAAAAGAUAUGUGUAUUCCCAGAAGAGUGGAAUUUCUAUCUUACAAGAAGGACACAAUAGCUACAGUCUUUUCUGCAAUGUCUGGACUAUAUUUUAUUUUAACAGUUUUUAUAAUUGGAAUAUUUAUUUCAUUCCGGGACACUCCAAUAGUAAAAGCCAGUAAUAGAAAUCUUAGCCUCAUUCUUCUCAUCUCCCUCAAGCUGAGUGUCCUCUGUGUGUAUCUGUUCAUUGGACGCCCAGUGGACAUCACCUGCAUGCUACGCCAAAUAUCCUUUGGGAUAAUUUUCACUAUAGCUGUGUCUUCUAUCCUGGCCAAGACGGUCAUGGUUUACAUUGCUUUCAAAGCCAGCAGACCUGGGAGUUCCUGGAGAAAAUGGCUGGGUGUUAAAUUACCGAAUUCUGUAGUGUUGGUCUGCUCAUCUGUUCAAGUUAUCACCAGUGCUCUUUGGUUGUCAGUUUCUCCUCCUACUCAAGGGUUUGACAGAGAUUCUUAUCCUGGGAUGAUCAUCAUUCAGUGUAAUGAAGGUUCUGUCAUUGCCUUUUAUUUCAUGUUGGGGUACAUGGGGUUCCUGGCGGCUGUGAGUUUUGGUCUGGCUUUCAUGGUGAGGACAUUACCUGAUAACUAUAAUGAGGCCAAAUACAUCACCUUCAGCAUGCUGGUGCUCUGCAGUGUUUGGGUCUGUGCCAUCCCAGCCUAUCUGAGCAGUAAGGGGAAACAUAUGGUCAUUGUAGAGGUGUUUGCUAUAUUAGCUUCGGAGAUUGGAAUACUGAGCUGUAUAUUUUUUCCUAAAUGCUAUAAUAUUCUACUGAGACCUGAAAUUAAUAAUAAAAGAUGCUUGUUAGAGAAAAGUUGUUCAUAAAGUUAAAUAGUAUUAUUAAUUUAAAACUAUAUAUUGUUUUAUGGUAUUGUGGAGAAAACAUAACUGUUAUAUAAUAUACAAUAUUAACUAAAACAUGCACCCUUACAUGGCUUUUUGUAUAUUUCUGUAUUGUUCCAUGUUUUUAAAAGCAGUUCAAAUACA
This is a messenger RNA of Pseudophryne corroboree (corroboree frog), 1548 nucleotides long. RefSeq names its product vomeronasal type-2 receptor 26-like. Gene Ontology annotation, molecular function: G protein-coupled receptor activity. Bases 1 to 1386 code for a protein of 461 amino acids. Gene Ontology annotation, biological process: G protein-coupled receptor signaling pathway. Gene Ontology annotation, cellular component: plasma membrane. Lineage: Eukaryota; Metazoa; Chordata; Amphibia; Anura; Myobatrachidae. The record is from RefSeq and is a predicted model, not a curated record. The transcript is spliced from 4 exons.